AUGGACUUUCGGCAGCAUUUAUCAGAUUCCCUAAAUGAAAUAACUGAAUAUAUACAAGAAGGCGGAAAUCGUGGAGGUGAUUCAGAGAAUACUGUUUUAAGACUGGAGGUUCUUUACCAGGCAGCGUUGAUCAAUGGGGACAUUCCUUUAGAUGCGGUUGACUUAAACAAUCAAGCUCGUACACACCUGAACGUAAACUUGCAUCAACAAGAGCCUUUUCGUGGGUAUGAAGCACCAGCAGUGAGUGAGGCAGGUCGUCGAGGAAGACCUAAGUUUGUGAUUUCCGAGAAGCAGCUGCUAUUUUUCAGAGGUAAGGAGGAAAAAGUGCUUUUACCAUUUUCAGGUUGAAAAUUUGAAAUGAAAAUAAGGUAGACACAUUUGAAACUAUCCAUAUAUGCCCCAUAUGAAGUGAGUGCUUUUUUUUUCCGAGUUGAUAGGUUUCGCCAAACCACGUUUUUUGGUUAUUCAUAACAUCUUUAGUGAGCUCACCUUUUGAAGGUUUCAUUCAAUUUUCAGUGUAAACUAUCUACUCUCAAAGGACUGUGUUUUCUUCUAUGAACACUCGUUAUCUUUUUGUUAGAGAACAACUUCACGUAUAAAGACAUGGCUCUAAUGCUUGGGGUUAGCAAGCGAACUAUUGAAAACCGUAUGGCCGAGUACGAGUUGACGAACAAGUCCCGCUACAGUGACAUAGAGGACGAUUUCCUGGAUUCUUUAAUCCAGCGUAUCAUGACAAAUUUCCCUAGAUCGGGUAAGUAAGUCUUCAUAGAAAUUUUGAGGCUGUGGCCGGUCAUGUUCAGUCAAAAAAUAAAAAUUUUUUUGCCCUUAGCUUGGUAAAGAACAGUUUGAGAACCAGUACAUAAUGACGCAACAAUUUAUUCCUCUGGAACUAGACAUGAUAAACAUCUGAAUUGAGAAAUUUUCUCGUUUGCCUUUAUUUCUUUCAGAUUGCAGAAAUUAAUUAAACCUUUUCGGCCGAUACGCGUUAUUGCUUGAACACCUCAAGAAACGUAGACAUUAUCACACUUAGCAAACGCAAACAUGCUUCUUUCUUCUUAGAGGUGGAGACUAAGGAGUGCCAUAAAGAGAGUCGAUCCCAUUGGUAGGAGGCUAAGGUCUAUGAAUGCCAUCCGUAGACGAGUGUAUAACGUACGUUCCCCACUGGCCCUCUGGCAUAUGGACGGGAAUCACAAACUGAUCUCACUAUUUUGA
Molecule: messenger RNA, 1212 nt
Organism: Pocillopora meandrina
Lineage: Eukaryota; Metazoa; Cnidaria; Anthozoa; Scleractinia; Pocilloporidae
Source: the annotation of a GenBank genome assembly